This is a messenger RNA of Bubalus bubalis (water buffalo), 933 nucleotides long. RefSeq names its product olfactory receptor 4K14. Gene Ontology annotation, cellular component: membrane. Gene Ontology annotation, molecular function: G protein-coupled receptor activity; olfactory receptor activity. Gene Ontology annotation, biological process: G protein-coupled receptor signaling pathway. The coding region runs from base 1 to 933 and encodes 310 amino acids. The record is from RefSeq and is a predicted model, not a curated record. NCBI's taxonomy places the organism in Eukaryota, Metazoa, Chordata, Mammalia, Artiodactyla, Bovidae. The transcript has a single exon.
AUGGACCUGCAGAAUUAUUCCUUGGUGUCAGAAUUUGUGUUGCAUGGACUCUGCACUUCACAACAUCUUCAAAAAUUUUUCUUUGUAUUCUUCUCUGAGAUCUAUGUGGUCACUGUUCUGGGCAACCUUAUCAUUGUGGUCACUGUAAUAUCUGACCCCCACCUACACUCCUCCCCUAUGUACUUCCUGCUGGGGAAUCUCUCUUUCCUGGACAUAUGGCUGGCCUCAUUUGCCACUCCCAAGAUGAUCAGGGACUUCCUUAGUGAUCAAAAGCUCAUCUCCUUCGGAGGAUGUAUGGCUCAAAUCUUCUUCUUGCACUUUGUUGGUGGGGCUGAGAUGGUACUUCUUGUUACCAUGGCCUAUGACAGGUAUGUGGCCAUAUGCAAGCCUUUGCAUUACAUGACAGUGAUGAGCCGGCAGACUUGCGUGGGGCUGGUGUUGGUUUCAUGGGUCAUUGGAUUUGUGCACUCCAUCAGUCAGGUAGCCUUUACUGUAAAUUUACCUUACUGUGGCCCCAACGAGGUGGACAGCUUUUUCUGUGACCUUCCUCUUGUGAUCAAGCUUGCCUGCCUGGACACCUAUGUCUUGGGUAUACUUAUGAUCUCAGACAGUGGGUUGCUUUCCAUGAGCUGUUUCCUCCUCCUCCUGAUCUCCUACACUGUUAUUCUUAUCACUGUCCGACAGCGUGCAGCUGGUGGGGUCUCCAAAGCACUCUCGACUUGCUCUGCACAUAUCAUGGUAGUCACACUCUUCUUUGGGCCCUGCAUUUUCAUUUAUGUGUGGCCUUUUAGUAGGUUCUCUGUGGACAAGCUCCUCUCUGUGUUUUACACCAUUUUUACUCCAUUCUUGAACCCUCUUAUCUACACACUGAGAAAUAAGGAGAUGAAAAUAUCUAUGAAGAAACUGAGAAACCGACAUGUGACUUUUCACUGA